AUGGAAAGAAUACGCCGACUGGUCAGUCACGCAUUUUCAGAGCAAGCUUUGCGAGAGCAGGAACCCUUGAUAACGUACUACUUCGACCUACUCAUCUCGAGACUACAUCAAGAAGUCUCUGGCGCCCAGCAAGGCAAAGUAAAUCUGGUUCAAUGGCUGAACUUCACAACCUUCGACAUUCUUGGUGAUCUCUGCUUCGACGAGUCAUUCGGUGCGCUCGAAAGUGGCAGAUAUCACAUAUGGGUCACGAGCAUCUUCCAGGGUCUAAAAGCAGCGCGAAUGUUUAGGAUUUUCCGAGCCUACCCAAUCUCGCGACAAUUGUUCUCCGUUGUGCGGAUGAUCGUACCCUAUGCCAGCAGAACUCGCCAACGUCACUUUAAAUUCACUGAUGAGAAGACCGAGGAAAGGAUGCAUCGGCGGACAGAUCGAAAAGACAUCAUGAGGUGA
This is a messenger RNA of Bacidia gigantensis, 447 nucleotides long. RefSeq lists its product as uncharacterized. Gene Ontology annotation, molecular function: heme binding; oxidoreductase activity, acting on paired donors, with incorporation or reduction of molecular oxygen; iron ion binding. NCBI's taxonomy places the organism in Eukaryota, Fungi, Ascomycota, Lecanoromycetes, Lecanorales, Ramalinaceae. The transcript has 2 exons. The coding region runs from base 1 to 447 and encodes 148 amino acids. The record is from RefSeq and is a predicted model, not a curated record.